AUGGCUUUUGUGCUCUCGGAGAACUUCAAGGCCUUCAUAAACACUUGCUUUCUCCUCCUCCUAUGCUUCUUCCUCACGUCGCACAUUCGCUCUCCCACCACCUUCAUCAACGGCCUCCAAAGUACUCCCAAGGGGAUCAACUGCGUCGGCUUCCACAAGCUCAGGGACCAGCACGCGAAGUGCCUCUUCCUAAAGACCCAGACCCCGUGCGUGUCGCAGGGCUACGUGAACUACCUCCGCAUAUUCUACUGCUUGUGCGGCAGGUACCCGCCGCUCGGUUACACCCUCCUGGCCUCGUGGCUCCUGGUGCUCUUCUACCUGCUGGGCAACACGGCCUCGCAGUACUUCUGCUCGUCGGUGGAGAGCCUGUCGCGGGUGCUCAACCUGUCGCCCACGAUCGCGGGGGUCACGCUGCUGUCGCUGGGGAACGGCUCGCCCGACGUGUUCGCCAGCAUCGUGUCGUUCCGGUCGGGGUCCGGGGAGGUGGGGCUGAGCAGCGUGCUGGGGGGCGCGUUCUUCGUGUCGUGCGUGGUGGUGGGGAUCAUCAACAUCUGCGGCAGCUCGCUGCCGCACGCCGUGCGCAUCGACCGCUCGAGCUUCGUCCGCGACGUCUGCUUCUUCGUCGUCGUGCUCUCCUCCCUCCUCGCCAUCCUCGUCGUCCGCCGGAUCACCAUCUGGGGCGCCAUGGCCUUCACCUCGCUCUACUUCGUCUACGUCUCCAUCGUCUCCGCCACGCACUUCUGCCGCGAGAAGUACGAGGACCUCGUCGUGCCCAUCAUCAAAGAGCUCGACGAGCCUACGUCGGCAGCGGCGGCAGAAAAAGAAGCAGCGGAAGGUUCCGAAGCCAAAGCAGAUCACGAAGAUUACGAUCAGGAGGGAUCGUCGUCAUCGUCACCGCCAUCGUCGUCGUCGUCGUCGUCGUCAGCGUCGCGGUCGCUGAGAUGGGUGCUCUACGCCAUCGACAUGCCGCUCUACCUGCCGCGGAGGCUGACGAUCCCGGACGUCUCCGAGGAGCGGUGGUCGAGGCCGUACGCCGUGGCGUCGGCGACGCUGGCGCCGAUCUUGAUCGCGACGUUCUGGAACUCGAAGAGAGGGGUGCUGGGCUCGAAGGAGGGCCUGACGAUAUACCUCUACGCGGGCCUUAUUGGGCUCAUACUGGGCCUGUUCGCGCUCCACACCACGAUGAAAAAUAGCCCGCCCAAAAAGGUGCUGUUCCCGUGGCUCGCAGGGGGGUUCCUGAUGAGCGUGCUGUGGACGUACAUCAUCGCGGAGGAGUUGGUGGGGCUGCUGGUCUCGCUCGGGUACAUCUUCGGGAUAAGCCCCUCGAUUUUGGGGUUGACCGUAUUGGCGUGGGGGAACUCGAUCGGGGACCUGAUUGCGAAUGUGGCGAUGGCGAUGAACGGGGGCCAGGAUGGGGCCCAGAUCGCCAUAUCCGGGUGCUACGCGGGGCCCAUAUUCAACACCCUGGCGGGGCUCGGGCUCUCGCUCGUGGUGUCGUCUUGGGCCGUGCACCCGGAGCCGUUCGUGGUCCCGGUGGGCCCGGCCCUGUUCGAGAUACUGGGCUUCAUGAUAGGCGGCCUUUUGUGGGCCCUGGUGAUACUCCCGAGGAAGGACAUGAGGCUGGACCGGGUGUUAGGGAUAGGGUUGCUCGCCAUUUACUUGUGCUUCCUCUCCCUCAGGCUCUCGCAGAGCCUAGGGUUGGUGCAAGUUUGA
Messenger RNA from Ananas comosus (pineapple), 1713 nucleotides. RefSeq names its product cation/calcium exchanger 1-like. Gene Ontology annotation, molecular function: monoatomic cation transmembrane transporter activity. Lineage: Eukaryota; Viridiplantae; Streptophyta; Magnoliopsida; Poales; Bromeliaceae. The coding region runs from base 1 to 1713 and encodes 570 amino acids. The transcript has 2 exons. Gene Ontology annotation, cellular component: membrane. The record is from RefSeq and is a predicted model, not a curated record. Gene Ontology annotation, biological process: monoatomic cation transport; transmembrane transport.